AUGGGUGAGAAAGAGAGGUACCCGAGGGGAAUGGCUAGUCCAUCAAGAGGGGCUGAGAAGGACCGCGAAGGCGUAAAUUUGGGUCACGGUGGUAAUGGGCAGAUGAACAGUACUGGAAUGAGAAAGGUUGGUUCCCAAACAGACAUAGCGGACUUGGCCCUUAAGCAAACUACCCAUGUAGUUCAUGUUGUUCCAAGCCUCGACCCGACUCACCACAAAACGGUACGUAUUAUAGACAACCAUGGGACAUUAAGAGAUACCAUGAUGGUUGAGAGCUCACACACCUCCCUCCAAACUCACCUGGGAUUAGAAGAAGUACCGGAAGAUACCAUAAUCGCGGAGACACCAGAUAACUCCUCAAGACAGAUAGAUGGCUUCCAGUACACAUGGUCCGAGCUGAAUAUCGAGAAGAAACUAGAUCGAAUAAUUGCAAAUGAACAAUGGCUGGAUCACUUUGGCUCGGCGAUAGUUUCUCACUUACUAUGCCAUCAAUCCGACCAUACUCCAUUGAUGUUAAAUUGCAGAUGA
Molecule: messenger RNA, 528 nt
Organism: Striga asiatica
Lineage: Eukaryota; Viridiplantae; Streptophyta; Magnoliopsida; Lamiales; Orobanchaceae
Source: the annotation of a GenBank genome assembly